Molecule: messenger RNA, 1186 nt
Organism: Camellia sinensis
Lineage: Eukaryota; Viridiplantae; Streptophyta; Magnoliopsida; Ericales; Theaceae
Product: 2-Cys peroxiredoxin BAS1, chloroplastic
Biological process (GO): cell redox homeostasis; cellular response to stress; hydrogen peroxide catabolic process
Molecular function (GO): thioredoxin peroxidase activity
Source: RefSeq, a predicted model, not a curated record
AACAGGGAGACACCACCAAACGAAACCAACCCCCAACCAACUUCUCUCUCCCACAACAACAGGGCAGCUACUUAUCCACUCACUCAUCCCACUCUCUUCACCAUUGACUCAUUACUCAGAGAGAGAGAGUGAGAGAGCGCUUGGUUUGUAUGGCAAUGGCUUGCACAGCUACUUCAACAACAGCUCUACUCUCUUCUUCAUCUCCAAACCCUAUUACUAGGCCCUCUUCUUACAUUUCCCCCAAAUCAUCCCUUUCCACCAAAACCUUAUCUAUCUUCCCCACUUCCUUCAACGGCCUUCGCAAACCCUUCCUCUCUCGUUCCAUCUCCUCCCCCAGAUCUCUCUCCCGCCGGACUUUCCUUGUCAGGGCCGGUGAGCUUCCACUUGUUGGAAAUAUAGCACCAGACUUUGAGGCUGAGGCUGUUUUUGAUCAGGAGUUCAUCAAGGUUAAACUUUCAGAGUAUAUUGGGAAGAAAUAUGUUAUUCUCUUUUUCUACCCUCUGGAUUUUACAUUUGUUUGCCCCACCGAAAUCACUGCAUUCAGUGACCGUCAUGCAGAAUUUGAGAAGUUAAACACAGAAAUAUUGGGUGUUUCCAUAGACAGCGUGUUCUCCCACCUUGCAUGGGUCCAAACAGAUAGAAAGUCUGGGGGGCUUGGUGAUCUAAAGUAUCCAUUGAUUUCUGAUGUGACCAAAUCAAUUUCAAAAUCGUAUGAUGUGCUGAUUCCGGAUCAGGGAAUUGCAUUGAGGGGACUUUUCAUUAUUGAUAAGGAAGGAGUUAUUCAGCACUCCACCAUUAACAAUCUUGCAAUUGGCAGGAGUGUUGAUGAGACAAUGAGAACGCUUCAGGCAUUGCAAUACGUGCAGGAGAACCCGGAUGAAGUAUGCCCAGCUGGAUGGAAACCGGGAGAGAAGUCGAUGAAGCCAGAUCCCAAGCUCAGCAAGGAAUACUUUUCUGCAAUAUGAAGAAAAUAGAGAGAGCAAAACAACCCAUUAGCAUUUCCAUUUGUCAUUUAUAGAGGUUUUAGAGGGUUUUCAUGUAAUGUUUUUUUUUAAGUCUUGUUGACGAGUUUUGGGAGGUGGUUUCUGGGAACAAAAUGCAAUGGACCAGAUGUACCCCUGUAUUUAGAAUUCGUCAAUGUUUGCUUGAUCUGUUUCUUUCCAUUAGGAGGGCUUUUUGUCAUGCC